Erythranthe guttata (spotted monkey flower) is the source of this 676-nucleotide messenger RNA. NCBI's taxonomy places the organism in Eukaryota, Viridiplantae, Streptophyta, Magnoliopsida, Lamiales, Phrymaceae. The record is from RefSeq and is a predicted model, not a curated record.
UUAAUUCGAAAAUUUAAGACUAUAAAUAAGCCUUGAAUGUAAAACAUAGCAAAAGCAGAAGAAACACCAAAACACUUUGAGCAGUCUCCCAAUUACAAAAUUCUCUCUCUCUACCUCAACAAUGGAUCUCUUCUCCUCAUCAACGAUUGCACGGCAGACUUGGGAAUUGGAGAACAACAUAGUCACGACCGCCGCCGACGCCGCGGACUCGUCCUCCGCCGCGUCGGACGCCAUCUUCUACUACGAUGAGGCGGCGCAGGUCAAGUUCCAGCAAGAGAAACCGUGGUCGAUUGACCCACACUUCUUCAAGCGCGUGAAGAUAUCUGCACUCGCGCUUCUCAAGAUGGUCGUGCACGCACGCUCCGGCGGAACGAUUGAGGUCAUGGGGCUCAUGCAGGGAAAGACCGACGGAGAUGCGAUUAUUGUGAUGGACGCUUUUGCCCUACCCGUUGAGGGCACUGAAACUAGGGUUAAUGCGCAGGCCGAUGCCUAUGAGUAUAUGGUUGAUUAUUCCCAGACUAAUAAACAGGUAAUUUAUUUUUCCCCCCUUUCCAAUAAUGCUCUAAAUUUCUAUUUGUUGAUUACUGCGACGGGAUUUUUAACUAAUAGAUGAAUUUAUUUGGCAUGGUGUUUGUGAUGAGAAGGUUUAGAGAGGUUGAAAUUAGGGGUAGGGUUU